This is a messenger RNA of Arvicola amphibius (Eurasian water vole), 876 nucleotides long. RefSeq names its product Y-box-binding protein 1-like. The coding region runs from base 1 to 876 and encodes 291 amino acids. The record is from RefSeq and is a predicted model, not a curated record. NCBI's taxonomy places the organism in Eukaryota, Metazoa, Chordata, Mammalia, Rodentia, Cricetidae. Gene Ontology annotation, cellular component: nucleus. Gene Ontology annotation, molecular function: nucleic acid binding. Gene Ontology annotation, biological process: regulation of gene expression. The transcript has a single exon.
AUGAACAGUGAGGCCAAGACCCAGCAGCCAACUGCUGCCCCUGGUGCCAUCCUCAGUGCUGCAGACACCAAGCCUGACUCUAUGGGCAGCAGCACAGACAGUGACAUCCCAGGCAGUCUCAUAUCGGAAGUGCCGGCCGUCAGGGAGAAGACGCUCAUAGCAAGGAAGGUUUUGGGGACAGUGAAAUGGUUCAAUUUAAAGAAGGGUUACGGUUUCAUCAACAGAAAUAACACCAAAGAAGACAUAUUUGUACACAAGUCUGCCAUAAAGAAAUAUGCCACCAAGAAGCACCUUCGCAGUGUAGGAGACGGAGAGUCUGUGGAGUUUGAUAUUGUUGAAGGGGAAAAGGGUACAGAGGCUGCAAAUGUUAUGGGCCCUGGUGGAGUGCCUGUUCAAGGCAGUAAACAUGCAUCAGAGCAUAACCAGUAUAGAUGCUAUCCAGGUCGUAGGGGUCGUCCACGCAAUUCCCAGAAAUAUUACGGGAAUAGCAAGAGUGGGGUUAAGAAGGAGCAAUCAGAAUGCACUCAUGAAAGCCAAGCUCAACAAGUCCAGCAAAGACAAGUGAUGGAGGGUGCUGGCCACCAUGGUACAAAUGGGCGAAGUGUACCAGUUAGACCGGAUAUGUAUCGUAAUUACAGAACACAGUUCCGCAGGGGCCCUCCUCGCCAAAGACAGCCCAGAGAGGACAGCAAUGAACACUAUGAGGAAAAUCAAGGAGAGGAGACCGAAGGUCAGCAGCCACCUCGACAUCAGCAUCCCUAUGACAUCAAUCACCAACGAAGACGCCCAGAGAACCCCAAGUCACAGGGUGGGAAAGAGAUAUCAAAAGCAUCAGAUCCCCCAGAUGAGAAUCUGUCUACCCCCAAGACUGAGUAG